CGAGGACUCUGUCUUGGUUCCCUGGACUCCCAGCACGCGCACAGAGCCCGACAUUGGGCUUAGUAAACACCGUUGGAUACAAGCGGUUCAGAGGGGCACCCUGUGCUGUUGUGAGGAUUGAGGAGCUCAUAAUUUAUUCAUGUCGCCUGCGUAUGUGAAGUGAUUGCAGGGAUUUAUAAGCCAGAGGGGCGAGCAGAAGUAUAAGAGAAAGUUUGUUUAGAAAGUUCAGAGGUGGUAGAAGUGAGCCAGCUGGGCUGCAUGGGCUCAGGAGACAAGUCACAGAAGCAAAAGAAGGGCCCGUGGAGCUCAGGAGAGAGGACCACAAAGGGGUCCUUUGGUGAAUUUUGUCAUGGUUGUUUAAGGAGCGUCACCUAGACGUCCCAGCGCGCAGUUCCCAUCAACGGGAAGGCUCGGACUCCAAGAUGAUUAUAAAGGAGUAUCGGAUCCCUCUGCCGAUGACCGUGGAGGAGUACCGCAUCGCUCAGCUCUACAUGAUACAGAAAAAGAGCCGCGAUGAGACGUAUGGCGAAGGCAGCGGCGUGGAGAUCCUGGAGAACCGGCCGUACACGGACGGCCCUGGUGGCUCUGGGCAGUACACGCACAAGGUGUACCACAUCGGCAUGCAUAUCCCCAGCUGGUUCCGCUCCAUCCUGCCCAAGGCCGCCCUGCGGGUGGUGGAAGAGUCCUGGAACGCCUAUCCCUACACACGAACCAGAUUCACUUGCCCUUUUGUGGAGAAAUUCUCCAUCGACAUUGAGACCUUUUAUAAAACCGAUGCCGGAGAAAACCCCGACGUGUUCAGCCUGUCUCCCGUGGAAAGGAACCAGCUGACGAUCGAUUUCAUCGACAUCGUCAAGGACUCCGUGCCCCCCAACGAGUACAGGACGGAAGAGGACCCCAAGCUGUUCCGCUCGACCAAGACGCAGCGGGGGCCCCUGUCGGACAACUGGAUCGAGGAGCACAAGCAGCAGCUGCUCCCCAUCAUGUGUGCCUACAAGCUGUGCAAGGUGGAGUUCCGCUACUGGGGCAUGCAGUCGAAGAUCGAGAGGUUCAUCCACGACACGGGCCUGCGGAAGGUGAUGGUCAGGGCGCACCGGCAGGCCUGGUGUUGGCAGGACGAGUGGUACGGGCUGAACAUGGAGAACAUCCGGGAGCUGGAGAAGGAGGCCCAGCUCAUGCUGUCCCGAAAGAUGGCCCGGUUCAACGAGGACGACGAGGGGGCCGAAGAGCUGGCCAAGGGUGAAGCCGGCCAGGACCAGGUCCCCGGGGAGGCACCCCAGCCCAGCAGCAUCGGCGAGCCCCUGGCCGGCCGGGGCCUGAAGAAGCAGUGGUCCACGUCCUCCAAGUCCUCACGGUCGUCCAAGAGGGGAGCCAGCCCUUCCCGCCACAGCAUCUCGGAGUGGAGGAUGUACAGCAUCGCCCGGGACUCGGACGGGAGCUCGGGCGACGAGUUCUUCGAUGCCUGCGAGGACCUGUCCGACUCCGAGGGGCUGUUCCCCAAGGACAUCACCAGAUGGACCUCCACUGACCUCAUGGACAACAUCGAAAGCCCUGAGCCGCAGGACACGCAGGACGGUCUGUACCGCCAGAGUGCACCCGAGUUCAGGGUGGCCUCCAGUGUGGAGCAUCUGAACAUCAUCGAGGACGAGGUCAGCCCGCCGCUGGCCAUGCCGCCCUCCAAGACCCACGUGCUGCUGCUGGUGCUGCACGGAGGUACCAUCCUGGACACGGGCGCCGGGGACCCCAGCUCCAAGCAGGGCGACGCCAACACCAUGGCCACCGUGUUCGACACCGUCAUGCGCGUGCACUACCCCAGCGCCCUGGGCCGCCUCGCCAUCCGCCUGGUGCCCUGCCCGCCCGUCUGCUCCGAUGCCUUCGCCCUGGUCUCCAACCUCAGCCCGUACAGUCACGACGGAGGCUGUCUGUCCAGCAGCCAGGACCACAUCCCCCUGGCGGCCCUGCCCCUGCUGGCCACCUCCUCACCCCAGUACCAGGAGGCAGUUGCCACGGUGAUUCAGCGGGCCAACCUCGCCUAUGGGGACUUCAUCAAGUCCCAGGAGGGUGUGACCUUCAGCGGGCAGGUCUGCCUGAUCGGGGACUGUGUCGGGGGCAUCCUGGCGUUCGACGCCUUGUGCUGCAGCAGCCAGCCGGUGUCCGAGAGUCAGGGCAGCAGCCGCAGAGGCAGUGUGGCCAGUGUGCAGGAUGCCGACCUGCUGUCCCCGGGCAUCCUGGCGAAUCCGUCACACGGCGGCGGCGGCGGCAACCUGGAGAGCAGUCGGCACCUGAGCCGCAGCAACAUCGACAUCCCCCGUAGCAAUGGCGCCGAGGACCCCAAACGGCAGCCGCCCCGAAAGAGGAGUGACUCGUCCACCUACGAGCUGGACACCAUCCAGCAGCACCAGGCCUUCCUGUCCAGCCUCCACGCCAGCGUGCUGAGGAACGAGCCCAGCUCCCGCCGCUCAAGCAGCUCCACCAUGCUGGACUGCACGGGGGCCCUGGGCAGGUUCGACUUUGAAAUCGCUGACCUCUUCCUCUUCGGGUGCCCACUGGGGCUGGUCCUGGCCUUGAGAAAGACCGUCAUCCCCAGCCUGGAUGUCUUCCAGCUGCGGCCGGCCUGCCAGCAAGUGUACAACCUGUUCCACCCCGCGGACCCGUCGGCGUCGCGCCUGGAGCCCCUGCUGGAGCGGCGGUUCCACGCCCUGCCGCCCUUCAGCAUCCCCCGCUACCAGCGCUACCCGCUGGGGGACGGCUGCUCCACGUUGCUGGUCGAGACCGUGCAGAGAAACCCUGAGCUGGUCCUGGAGGGCGGCCCCCUGACCCCUCUCCCCGGGGACGGCUUCUUGGAAACCAGUAUCCCAGUUCCCGAGCUCACCUGGCAAGAUGGGCCCCGCCCGAGCCCGGGCUGUGCUGAGUCGGAGGCGCUCCAGGCUCACAGCACGGUCUUCCAAGAGCACACAGCCCCCUCCUCGCCCGGGGCAGCCCCCACCACCCGAGGGUUCCGCCGAGCCAGUGAGAUCAGCAUCGCCAGCCAGGUGUCCGGCAUGGCCGAGAGCUACACGGCAUCCAGCAUUGCCCAAAUCGCUGCGAAGUGGUGGGGCCAGAAGCGGAUCGACUACGCCCUGUACUGCCCCGACGCCCUGACAGCCUUCCCCACGGCCGCCCUGCCGCACCUCUUCCACGCCAGCUACUGGGAGUCCACGGACGUGGUGUCCUUCCUGCUGAGACAGGUCAUGAGGCACGACAGCUCCAGCAUCUUGGAGCUGGACGGCAAGGAGGUCUCGGUGUUCACCCCCUCGAAGCCGCGGGAGAAGUGGCAGCGCAAGAGAACCCACGUGAAGCUGCGGAACGUGACAGCCAACCACCGGAUCAGUGACGCGGUUGCCAACGAGGAUGGCCCACAGGUUCUGACGGGCCGGUUCAUGUACGGGCCCCUGGACAUGGUCACCCUGACUGGGGAGAAGGUGGAUGUGCACAUCAUGACACAGCCUCCCUCGGGGGAGUGGCUGUACCUGGACACCCUGGUGACCAACAGCAGCGGGCGCGUCUCCUACACCAUCCCUGAGGCCCACCGCCUGGGCGUGGGCGUCUACCCCGUGAAGAUGGUGGUCAGGGGCGACCACACUUUUGCUGACAGCUACAUCACCGUGCUGCCCAGGGGCACGGAGUUCGUGGUCUUCAGUAUUGACGGCUCCUUUGCCGCCAGCGUGUCCAUCAUGGGCAGUGACCCCAAAGUUCGGGCUGGGGCCGUGGACGUGGUGCGGCACUGGCAGGACCUGGGCUACCUCAUCAUCUAUGUGACGGGCCGGCCCGACAUGCAGAAGCAACGGGUCGUGGCGUGGCUGGCCCAGCACAACUUCCCCCACGGCGUGGUGUCCUUCUGUGACGGCCUGGUGCACGACCCACUGCGACACAAGGCCAACUUCCUGAAGCUGCUCAUCUCCGAGCUGCACCUGCGUGCGCAUGCAGCCUACGGCUCCACCAAGGACGUGGGGGUCUACAGCGCCAUCAGCCUGUCCCCCAUGCAGAUCUACAUUGUGGGCAGGCCCACCAAGAAGCUGCAGCAGCAGUGCCAGUUCAUCACAGACGGCUACGCAGCCCACCUGGCCCAGCUUAAGUAUAACCACCGGGCGCGGCCAGCCCGCAACACGGCCACCCGCAUGGCACUGCGCAAGGGCAGCUUCGGCCUGCCCGGCCAGAGUGACUUCCUGCGCUCCCGGAACCACCUGCUCCGCACCAUCUCGGCCCAGCCCAGCGGCCCGGGUCUCAGGCACGAGCGGACGCAGGGCCAGCUGCCGGACGGCGAGCCACGGGGCCAGCGCAGCAUGAGCGUGGCGGCCAGCUGCUGGGGCCGAACCACGGCUGGCCGGCUGGAGCCAGGGGCAGCCACCGGCCCCAAGUAGGGCACCUCAGCAAGGCACUGUGGUCUCCAUGGUGCUAGGCCAGGCGGCCAGCCCACCAGGAGGCCUGGCCUGGGCAUAUGCCGUCAGCUGGGGACAGACUUGUCCCAGGGCCCAGCAGAGGACACCGGCCGUGCCACACUGCGCUCCCAGCCCUGCCUCGUGUCCUAGGUCCUGAGGGGUUCCCAUUGUCAUGGAAGCUGGCGGGACAGCCCGCCCCAGGACGACAGAAGGUCCAGGACCCCCCCGGGGACCGGCCUUGAAGGUACUCCUGAACAACGGCCCUGCAUUGACCUCGCGGCAUCCUGACUCCAGGCCGGGCCCUGCCUGCCACCUUCCUGGCCACUAGCUUGCCCUGACCCCCACGACCCCUCCCACCUGGAAGCAGCUCCAAGCGGGGGGACGGCCUGCUUCUUGUUGACUCAAGUUAACUCUUCAACCUCACUGGUUUGCACUGAUUUUUGAGAGCAGAGUUUAAUACCCAACUCCUGUGGCUACAGACCCAUCACACGCAUGAAAAUCCAACUUUUGCUGAUCCAGGACCUAGUGCCACACAGAAGGCUCCGGGGCACAAAUCCCUGUGAGAGCAGGACAGAAAGGCCAUAUCUCCACUUCGGCCGCUCC
Molecule: messenger RNA, 5021 nt
Organism: Molossus molossus (Pallas's mastiff bat)
Lineage: Eukaryota; Metazoa; Chordata; Mammalia; Chiroptera; Molossidae
Gene: PITPNM2
Product: phosphatidylinositol transfer protein membrane associated 2
Exons: 27
Coding region: 423-4400 (1325 amino acids)
Biological process (GO): phospholipid transport
Cellular component (GO): cytoplasm
Molecular function (GO): phosphatidylcholine intramembrane carrier activity; phosphatidylinositol binding; phosphatidylcholine binding
Source: RefSeq, a predicted model, not a curated record